CUUUAUUUUUUUAGUCAGUCAGUCUUGGUUGAAGAAAGUUAAAAGGUCGUUUUGAUAGCAGCUUGUUACACCAAAUAACAAAUAUAUAAAUUAAUGUAAUUGCCGUUUCUUUCUUGAGAAAUUAUAUUUGUUUUAUGGACGCAUCACACCGAGUGUUCAAUUGAGUGGAUUUGAUUUCUUUUCUUUAAUUUUAUUAUUUUAUUUUUUUGUUUUUGGUUCGGAGAGAAUAAGUUUUAUUUUUAAUACCACUAAAAAUCGUGAUUACGUUGCCAAGAUUGUAUUUUUACCGAAAGGUUUCGUUCAAAAUUUUUUUUUUUGAAACAUCAUUUUCAAAAAUAUAGAAGAAAAAAAAACGGAAGUGAUAAUAACCAACAAAAAGAAACAUUCCUCUUGCACAGACUAGUUUUUACCGAGUGACUUUCCGAUUUCAUUUGUCUUGCAACAUUCGAAACAACUAUUUUUCGGUUGUAAUCGGUGGAAUUUUCCAUCAUUUGAAAUCAUAAAGAAGCUGAAAUAUAUUUGUCUGGCAUUCAUUUUAAUCAAAAGUCUGUAUUUAUUGGCAUUUACAUAUAAAACGAAAUAUAUAUAUAUAUAUAUAUACAACCGAACACGCUACUUUGCGAUAGCCAACGAGCAAAUGACGUGUGUAUAAAAAGCUUUUUAAAAAUAAAAAUUGUGCGAAACCAACAGGUGGAUUUAUAUAGACGAAGUGAAGAAACAAAAAAAAUAAAGUUAAACUUUGACAGAAAAAUAUAAAAGUCAAUCUCCGUCGACGAGAUUCCAAGUUGUAUCGAGAAACGAAAAAGAAGAAAAAAGAGAACUUAAAAAGAAAACAUUUCCCGUUUCGUGUGUGAUCAAGUAAAACAAUAAAUCCAUAUCUAUGUCCAAGUUUUAUGUAAAUUCGAAUAUGAAAUACAUUAUUAAAUAAAAAGUGAAAUAAGUACAUAGGAAAUUAAAAGUAGAAAACAAGUUAAGAAAUUUCAAUUAUUUUUGUGAAUUACCAGACCAGUUUUUCAUCAAAUUUAAUGUGUAAAUCAAUAGUGUACUAUCAAAAUCGUGUUGUGUUAUUUUUUCGAAAACCUCGUUACACACAUUACUGUUCCGUUUGGAAUAUUUUAUUGGGAACUCUAUACCAAAAGUGUACGAUUUGAGGGGCAGCGUUAUACAGAAAAUUUUAAAGGAUCGAGAAAAAUUUAAACAAACAAAAUUUAACUAAACAAAAAAUUCUGAUUAAAACAAAAAAAAAAUUAAAGAAAAAAUUAAAACCAAAAAUUCGUGAGUCGCUCGACAUCUAAUUUGCCAAUUAAAGGUAAACAUCAAAGUGAAAAGAGUUAGUUUCGUUUGGACAUUGGCCGUUUUCAUUUGUCUCAAAGAGGAAAUUUGACAACCAGCUCUACGGAACGUUUCAUUUUUGAACGGUGUCUGGAAAGGAGAUCACAAGCUACAUCAAGUGCUUUCAAAUUUUCUGGUCGGUCGCUAUAUUUCAUUUGAUUUCGAUUUCAAAUUAAAUUAUGGAACCGUUUUGGGAACCCAACGGACACGCUCCUCAUUCAGUUAAAUAUGAGAGUGACACUGCAAUAUCCGGUUUCGGUUAUUGCAACGAAAAUGGACUCAAUUUUUCGACAUCGGCUGCUUACAGCGAGGACGAUGAGAACUUCGCUUCGGGUCGACGUGGAAAAUCUUCAAGGCAAGAUCCAUUAUCUCACCGUAUCAUCGAGAAGAGGCGUCGAGAUCGUAUGAAUUCAUGUUUGGCCGAUCUUUCGCGACUCAUUCCGCCGCAGUACCAGCGAAAGGGUCGCGGUCGAAUUGAAAAGACGGAAAUUAUUGAAAUGUCGAUAAGGUACAUGAAACAGCUUCAAAAUGCUGAGUACAUGCACAAGGAGAACGUCUACAAAAUGGGUUACGAUGAGUGCUUGAAGCAAGCAGCGAAUUUUCUGUAUAACGGACACAGAGACAUUUGUUACCAAUUAAUCGAUCAUCUUAAAGAGGUUAUCAAAGGCGACUGUUACAAGGUUCGAAGUAAUAACAUUGAUUCGAUAAGUGCUUCCAGUGGUUCACCACCGAUUCAUGGUUAUCAUCCAAUAGCUCCGCUAAAUCAACUCCAUGAUAUGCUGAGUACUACUGAUAUGGAGCACAGCAACAGUAACGAUCAUAAUGACAUAAAAGAUCUCAGUUUACGGGGUCAGCCACAACAGGCACCAGUCAUUACAUCUACAGCUCCGCUGGUUCAUUUGGACACAACUAGCAAUCACGAUUUUGAUUCUUCCAGAGCGUCGUCGGUUCAUUUGGAGAAUACGCCACAUGAUGGUGCCCGCACUGCACGCAUGAGAAAAUUAUCGGAAUCAUCGCAUCACGAAAAUGAGCACAACAGUAAUAGCUAUAAGUUUAAGAAUUACAUUCAGCAACGGUUUUCCCAAGACCUCAAUCACUUGGACGAUCAUGAGGUGUCGGUCAUUAAUGAAUGUGGUAACAAAAGUCCCAGCGACGCGCCAUGCAAAAAGAAAAUGUGCCUUGAUUUCAUGGAAAGCAGCAGCUGUGACGAAAAACCAUCCACAAAUGGCAUUACCGAAUUCAAAAACGAGGUGCAUUGUAAUGCAUAUCCGAUAUUUUCCAAACCGUGCGGCUUGAAUAGCAACCUACAUUCGUCCACCGUACCAAUAUUUGCAUUACAUGCACAAGGUCGAUAUUAUGUACCAUUGAAUGUUGACUACGAGUCGCUAUUGCCAUAUUUAAGCGGAAGUGAUUUGUUCGACAAACAAGCCGGACAAAUGCCGCCAUUGCAUGCCAUUAAUAUAAACGUAAAUUUUGCGUAUGCCCGAUCGAAGCCAAUUUCUAGUCAGUCAAGACAUAAACUUGAUAACAUUAGCAAUGGAUGGUAGGUGGAACAGACAACGGGAUAGGGGAUGAUUUAAAUUUUAUUGUUAAAAUCUUUUUUCUUUUAUCUAAUUAUUAAGUUCUAUGCUGUUAACGUUCAGUUAUAGUUUUUUGGGUUUUUUUUUGUAAAUUGUGCUCAGAUUCUAGCAUUUCAAUCUAAAUAUUAUAUUGCGGUGAUGGUAUAUAUAGUAGGGGUAGUUCAAAGAAAAAGAAAAAUUUUACGUUUUCUAAAUUACGAAAUGGUUUCAUUGUUUUCCAUUCAUUCAAUUGUUUCGUUCGAAGCUCAUGCAAUUUUCCUAAACAGUUUGUUAGUGAAGUGUUACGGGGAUCGAAAAAAAAUUGACUAGACUGGAGUGACUGGAUUGUAUGUGGUAUAUAUCAAUAUGAAAUGUAUCUCAUUAACGACAGAAAAACAAAUUAUUCAAAUAACGUCGAAGAAGAAAAAAAAUAAUUCAAAUCAUCAGCACUAUUUACCUAACGCCAGACAUACACACACGUCAUUUUUUGGGACUUUGCUUAGUGGAAUUGUCGUAAAUGAAUUUUGAAAUAAAAUUGAAGUCAUUGCUAUAAUGACAUUGCGACGUCAAACAUGUAUGUACACAUUCUAAGCACUUGUUCUGAGGUUGUUAAUAAGAGUAUUCUAAAAGAACGUAUCAAGAACUCUAUGCUAAGAAUGUGUUGAAGAACAGCACAGACCGUUAAGAAAAACCGAUGAAAUUUUGUUUGAUAUGCGAUUUAAUUUAGAAACAGAACGCACUACUUUGUUGUGAUGGUCUAUGAUCUAUCAACGCAUUAACACGUAAUGAAUAGUUGGAUAUAUCUGGAAAUUACUGCAAGUCACAGUAUAUUUUUGGCCACUUUUAUAGAGGACCCAUUUCUUAUCCUUAUCGGAAAUAUUUUGAGCCGCACGACAGACCAGAUAAAAAAAAACGAAAUUCAUUUUCUCAUCAAUUUUUGGUUGUUGAUAAAAAAUGGCACACCUGAAUAUUGUCGUUACAACCACAUCGCAAAGGGGGUACAGCUUAAGGAACGAUUUUUCAAUAAAAAAAUUGAAAGAGAAUCAAAGCCACAAAGCAAAGAUCACAAUUCUUAGAUAAUUGUUUUUUAAAAUGAAAUGUUAGCUGUUAAUGCUUAAGCUUAUUCCGACCAAUAAUAAUCGCUGAUUUGCACAGUUCACUUUCGUGAAUUCCGCGAAUUUUGCCAACCACAUAUCAGUUCUCAGAUAAUGAUAAUUGAUAACUCGAUUCGAUUGUUCUCGCUUAACCUUGAUGCUUUAAACGGAUUUCAAAUUUCGUCCAUUUGUUUUGUUUAAUUUGUGUUUACGAAUGAAAUUCUCCAACUCACACGUAUGAUGUCAUUUAAAACAUCAAUUUUGUACUGGUAUGCAUUUCCAUUUUUCCAUUUAAUCUAAAUUUUCAAUCCAAGCAACUCAAAAUUUGGGCAAUCCAUUUUUGAAUCCGGAGUCGUGAAAAGUGUUUUGUUUGUGUGUUUGUAUCAUCGGCGGAAAUAAUCCUUUUUUUUGCCAAACCAAUAAAUUAAGUUAAAAUUUUAAAUUAAUUUUUCAUUUGCAACCAAAUAAAUAAUUAUAAAACCUGAAUGUAUACCGAUAUAAUUAACUGCCAUUUUUCUAUGUUAAUCCAUCGCAAUGAAUAAAGUUUGAAUGCAAAAUUGAUAAUUUUUGUUCUACAUUGAAUGUAAGUAAUUGUGAAAUAUAUCGACAAAGAAAAAUCUCAAUAAAAAAAUCAUACUUUUUGCUAAUCAUCACAGUAUAGCUUGUACUGCUUUGGCAAAGCAUUAUAAUAAUAAGGAGAAGACGAACACUUCCUUGAUUAAAAUCUGUGAAUCCAAAGUUAGCCAUUUACAUAUUUAGGAAUUUAAAAAAAACGAUUAAAAAGUUCUGUUUUCGUGUGCAUUAAAAACGCAUGAAAACGGCUCUUUUCAAAUUGUUAUUCCGAUUAAUGUAAAAGUAUGGUAAGAGUGUUUUAAGAAGUGCUUAAGAAAAGUACGGUUUUCGAUGCACGUAGCAUGCAUUAGUCAUAUAAAUUGCUUCUGCACUGCACCGAAAACCGUUCAUUUCAUAAAUGAAGCAUUUUUUUCGGUACCCACAGCAUGUAAAAUAUUGUACGUAACUCGAACG
This is a messenger RNA of Bradysia coprophila, 5011 nucleotides long. It is a transcript of the gene cwo, whose product is annotated as transcription factor cwo. Gene Ontology annotation, molecular function: protein dimerization activity. The record is from RefSeq and is a predicted model, not a curated record. NCBI's taxonomy places the organism in Eukaryota, Metazoa, Arthropoda, Insecta, Diptera, Sciaridae.